UAACAGGUGAAACUAGGAGAUUGGAAAAUCAUUGCAUACUUUUAAUGGCUAACACGGAAGAUGAAAUUUGAAAUAAGAUAAAUUGGAUAAUAUACUUCAACAUUUAUAUAAUCCAUAUGUGGAAAAAUUUGAAAAAAAACCAUAAUAGUACUGGAUAAGUCUACAUGGGUGUUUUACAUAGAGAAGUUGUGGGAUUUAUUCCGAUUUAUUAUACACCUAAUAAAUGAUAUAGCCUUGACAGUACAAGUUAAAGCCUAGGGUACCUACGAUCGACUCUCAAUUUCAGAUGACUCCAUCCCUGGAUGAGUGCGGUUAUCGUUCUAUUAUUGGUGGUAUACUCUGCAAUGUCAGAGGCAUACAAUCAACGGCUUCAGACAACGAGAUUGGAAAUUGUGCUGGUCACCAGAAGAUGUACUAUAGUUACUACUCUAAGCCUGGAGCCAACCACACUGAAUGAACAUGUUAACGAUUUCAAAUGAACCAACUGUUGGAUAUAUACAAAAACACCAAGCGAUACUAUUUUGGAUGAUAACAUAAGGAGCUCAUAAAGGAUGAACGAAAGUCAAAUGACACUUAUGCCACCCAAUAAGGAUGACUCCAUCCAAUUAGAACAUGUGGCGUAUCUGACAAAAAUCGCAGAUGGAUUUAUGCACUACGUUCCCCCGUUUAUUUUGGCGUUUGGGACAUUCGGUAAUCUCUUUGUCAUCAUAAUCAUGUUGCAACCGAAAAUGCGAAGGAAAAGCUCCAGCAUGUACCUUUGUGUAUUGGCUAUUGCUGACAUCAUUGUGUUAUACACAGGUCUUCUCAGACGUUGGCUGGUCGCCUUCACGCAGUACGACAUUCGCACUGCUUCCGAUGUCGCAUGCAAGUUGUUUAUCUACCUCCUGUAUGUGUUUAGUCAGUUUGACUCUUGGAUACUAUGUGCUUUGACUAUUGAAAGACUCUUCGCUGUUACCAAACCACUUAAGGUUAAGAUAAUUUGCUCUCGAGCAAAAGCAGCCACAUCUUUGGGGAUUCUAUUGUUUAUAUUCCUAGUAGUGAACUGUCACUUCAUAUGGAUGUUCGGGGUAGAAUCAUCAGACGAGACUAACUUUGAACAUAAGGAAUGUUAUUACAUGAAACCGUCUUAUGGGGUUUUCUACGAUGAGAUCUACGUCUGGGUUGAUUUUCUUUUAGUUACAGUUCUCCCAAGUUCGAUCAUCAUAAUCGGAAACAUUAUCCUUGUUACCCAUAUUGUUCAUUCCCGUGUUCAAAGACAGUCAUUAACGGCCUCUGUAUUCACUCGUAACUCAAAACAUCGUGUUCCAUACCGCCUCACUAACGCUACUAUUAUGCUCAUCGCCGCUAGCGUUGUGUUCGUGGUCACCACCACGCCACUGCUCGUUAUGAUCAUAGGACAGUGGAAUGUAUUUGGCAGGGCCCCCAAGACAGAAUACGAGGGCUGGGUGCAUAUACUGUGGCAAAUUGUCAACUUAUUAUAUUACUCCAAUAAUGCUUUCAAUUUUUCCUUGUAUUGUUUAAGUGCACGGUCUUUCAGAAAGGAACUAAAAUUGAUCCUAUGUUAUUGCUGUAGGCGUAUAAAUAAAAAAGAUCGAAACACUCCACUGACCCAAAACAGUACAAAUGCCAAUCAUGAAGCAGAUACCUCAAUUCAGACUGUAACUGAUACUGUUAUCGCUAAUGCCAACGCGGAAAAUUUAACUGUGGACGAUAAUCAAAAUAUGGAAGAUCGUGAUCACACUGUACAUGACGAUACAGCAGUAACACAUGCACACUACACUACGGUCGGAGAUGCAAGGGACAAACAUGUAACAAAUGAGACGCCAACAGACAAUGUUCCUGACAAUGAUAGCAUAGCACCUGUUAGAAAUAACAACAUAAACUCUUCAAAUAAUACAGACUCAGUCCAAACUGUAUUUUGCAACCGGGACGCACUUGGUUCAAACAUUGACAUAAUUGAAUCAAACUAUGACAUCAUUGAUUCAAAAUAUGACACCGAUGUACAAGGGAAUUUUAGCUUUGGAUCAGAUGUUAUGAUUACUGCAGGACCAUAUGACGACUGCAUCAUUCCACCACCGGAAACUUAUGGUAACGAUGACAACAAUGAAAUGAUUGAAAACGAAAAUGUUUUAACGAUUGAUUUCGACGAGGAAUCUAUCAGUAGUUUUAAGGAAACACCUGAGUUAGACGAUGAUGAGACGCCAACUGGCAUGGCUAUUAUAAACAAUGAGAGUGAGGAAACACAAUUGUAACGAUUUAAUACCUUGUGUCUUGAAUGUGGAAAAUAGUAGUUUGCCAUUAUGUAGAAGGGGAUUCGUAUUUUAAUUGUUUAUUUUACAGACAUCCACAGGCUUCUUCAUUAGUAUGUUUUCUUAAAUUGAGUCAUCUAUGUUUUCUGACUCCAUCUGUAAAUUGUGAUUGGUUCUAGUUACGCUACUUUUUCAGAAACACGGUGGUAGUUUGAUUUGUAUGAAUGAAUGCGAUUUCAAACAACAUCGUCAAAAACGUAGUCUGUGCAAGACUUUUUGUAUUUAAACCGUAUUUACAGUGUAUUCACAUAAGAUUUUUUAGUUUUCCAUAAUUGUAAAUAUAUAUAUUUGUAAAUACUGUAUAUACCUGUAACGGAGUGUCUAUAUUCUCUUUCCUAAUCAAUUACCCACACUCACUAUCCACAGGCAUUAACCUGCCGUUGGAAUGAUUUCAUACCCACAAU
This is a messenger RNA of Owenia fusiformis, 2713 nucleotides long. The record is from the annotation of a GenBank genome assembly. Lineage: Eukaryota; Metazoa; Annelida; Polychaeta; Sabellida; Oweniidae.